Molecule: messenger RNA, 2019 nt
Organism: Pediculus humanus corporis (human body louse)
Lineage: Eukaryota; Metazoa; Arthropoda; Insecta; Psocodea; Pediculidae
Product: origin recognition complex subunit, putative
Exons: 12
Coding region: 1-2019 (672 amino acids)
Biological process (GO): DNA replication; DNA replication initiation
Cellular component (GO): DNA replication preinitiation complex; nuclear origin of replication recognition complex; nuclear pre-replicative complex
Molecular function (GO): DNA replication origin binding
Source: RefSeq, a predicted model, not a curated record
AUGCAAACCAGUUCAAUAUCUCAGGGCUCUUUUAUUUUUACUCCUAAAAAUUUUGAUUUGUCCAAAACACGAAAAAAAAGGAAAAGAUCUUCCAGCAAAGAAACUAAAGAUAAUUGGGAAGAGGCUUUUGAUAAUGUAUGGAAUACCGUUUAUAAAGAAAUAAAAGAAGUUAACGAAAGCUUAUUUAAAAAUAUUUUAGAGGAUAUUAUAAAGCAUAUUAAAAAUAUUGAUAGUAAAAAUGAAAACGAUAAACUUGAACAUGGAAUACUACCAUGUGAAAUAUUAAUUACAGGAACUAAUUUGCCUGAUCACAACCUAUUAGUUUCUGCUUUGUGUGACGAUAUGAAAAAAGUCACACCAUAUAUAUCAGUAUUGUGGUCAGUAAAUUGUGGAAACAUUAAAAAUACUAUCUCUACAUUAGCUCAACAAAUAAUUUCAACAGAUACUAUAAAAAAACAUGAUAUAAAUAAUUGUGAAGCAGAAGAUGAAAAUCUAAAUGAUGAUAAAAAUGAUGGGUCUGAAAUAUCUUUACAAAGUUCGCAAUAUAAUUUGUCUACUCUUACUGCUUGGUAUGUGUACCAAUCGAAAAAUUUAAAAUCCAAUCCUCCAGUAGUUAUAUUUUUACCAGAUUUUGAAAGUUUUUCAUCAAAAGUGCUCUCUGAAUUUAUUCCAUUAUUAAGCUCGUAUUCGAGUCAGACUCCAUUUAUUUUAAUUUUCGGUGUUGCUACCACUCCAGGAGCUGUCUAUCAGUCUCUCAAUCACAGUGUUUUAUCAUUAUUAUCAGUUCAAAUAUUUAAAUCAGAAUCUUCAAUGUGUUUUUUAAAUCAAAUCAUUGAAAAAAUUCUUUUCUCCACAAAAUGUCCAUUUAGAUUAAGCAGUAGGUGUAUGACGUUUUUAAUAGAUAUUUUUUUGUUUCAUUCUUUUUCAGUGCAAGGAUUUAUACAAGGAUUUAAGUUUUGUAUGAUGGAACAUUUUUAUGAUAAAAGUCAUUUUACAUUGUGUUGUUCACCUGAAAAUUUAGAAAAAAAUGUUGAAAAAUUGAGUGAUCAAGAUGUAGAAAAUAUGAGGAGGAUACCAUCUUUUCAAAGAUUUGUCGAAAAAAGCACUAAAGAAGACAGACAUUUAUUAUUGUUAAAUAAUGAACAUUCGAAGAAAGUUAUUAAAAACAUGAUAAAGGAUGUACAGGAACACAUCAGUAAUUUUCACGUGGCUUUAAAAUGUCUCUAUAUUUUAACACAAGAUUUACCACAAUAUCCUUUGGGAAGACAUUUGAGGGAAUAUUAUUGUCAAGCCAUUUCGAAAGAUAUAAAAGAAUGUGUCGAAUAUAAAGAAUGCAUAAAAGCAUUAUCAUUUCAAACGAAAAAAGAACUUUGGACCAAAAUCUCAUUGAUAAUUGAUUUCCUAAAAUUAAACUCUCUUAUAGAUAUUUUAACAUCGGAUAAUGUCACAAAAUUUGAGGAAAUUGUAAAACAAUUAGAAAAUUUCAAGGAUAAAUUUAAUGAAAACUCGAAUGCUGCUGAAGAUUCAUCUGAUUUUGAAAGUACAAGAAAAUCAUUUUUAGAUUAUGUGGAAGAAAAUGUAUUACUAAAAAUGCUUUCACCUGUAAAUUUACUUCCACUUCAUGAAAUAAUUUUGUUUGAUGAUUUACCUUCGAUUAGAAGAAGAAUUUCUGGGUCUCCUCGCGGAGCUGUGCAUUUAGCAUUAAAUAAUCCUCAUUAUUAUUUGGAUUGCAAGUGUUGCGUUCUUCCUCAGCCUGAACUUGUAUUGCCUACUUUACCUGAUUUAUCAAUCGUUUAUAAACUUCAUUUAGAAUUUGGUAAAAUUAUCAACUUGUACGAUUGGCUACAGGCUUUUGCUGCAUGUAUAAAACCAGAGUCAUCUGAAACUGAAACUGAUGUUGAUGAUGUCAUACAAGCUCGUUUUAUUAGAGCAGUUUCUGAGCUUCAAUUUUUGGGUUUCAUAAAACCGAGCAGGUCAAAAUCAGAUCAUGUACAUCGUUUAACUUGGGGAAAUAUAUAA